Molecule: messenger RNA, 1767 nt
Organism: Insectozyma verbasci
Lineage: Eukaryota; Fungi; Ascomycota; Pichiomycetes; Serinales; Debaryomycetaceae
Source: the annotation of a GenBank genome assembly
AUGUUUCUUGAUAAAAUUGAACCAAAUGAAAAUACGAUAAAAUUAUUAUUAACUACUGAUAAUCAUGUUGGUUAUGCUGAAAAUGAUCCAAUUAGAGGUAAUGAUUCAUGGAUUACAUUUGACGAAAUAUUAAAAAUUGGUAAUAAUUACGAUGUUGAUAUGAUUAUUCAAGGUGGUGAUUUAUUUCAUAUUAAUAAACCAAGUAAAAAAUCAUUAUUUCAUGUAAUUAAAUCUUUGAGACAACAAUGUAUGGGUGAUAAACCUUGCGAAAUUGAAUUAUUAAGUGAUCCCACCGCGGUUUUUUCAAAUGGUUUGGAUAGUGUAAAUUAUGAAGAUCCCAAUUUAAAUAUUUCAAUUCCAAUGUUUGCAAUUUCUGGUAAUCACGAUGAUGCAACUGGUGAGGGUUUAUUAAGUGCUUUAGAUGUAUUGGCUGUUUCUGGUUUAGUUAAUAAUUUUGGUAAGGUUAAAGAUAAUGAAGAAAUUACCGUGUCACCAGUUUUAUUAAAAAAGGGAAAUACUCAAUUAGCAUUAUAUGGUAUGGCAAAUGUUCGAGAUGAAAGAUUACAUAGAAUGUUUAGAGAUGGAAAAGUUAAAUUUCAGAGGCCUUCAACUGAUGAUUGGUUUAAUUUAUUUGUGAUUCAUCAAAAUCAUGCUCAACAUGCCUAUAGAUCAUGUAUACCUGAAACUUUUUUACCUCAUUUUCUUGAUUUUGUAUUAUGGGGACAUGAACAUGAAUGUAUACCACUGCCAAUUCACAAUAAAGAAACCACUUUUGAAGUAUUACAAGCUGGAAGUUCAGUUGCAACUGCAUUAUCAGAAGGUGAAGUUGCUGAUAAAAAAGUAUUUAUAAUGUAUAUAGAAGGACAAGAUUAUUCAAUUGAACCUGUUCAAUUAACUACAGUAAGGCCAUUUGUGUUGAAAGAAAUUGAAUUAUCACAAACUAAAUUAGUUGCAGGUUCAUCUUCAAAAGCAGAUGUUAUAGCAUUAUUAAUUGAAGAGGUUGAAAAAUCAAUUCUCCAAGCUAAUGAGAAAUACCUCAAGAAUCAUCCAAAUGAAUCUGAAAUUCCAUUACCCUUAAUACGUCUUAAAGUUGAAUAUACGGGAUUUGAAAUUGAAAAUGCUCAAAGAUUUUCAAAUAGAUUUAUUGGCAAAACUGCAAAUGUAAAUGAUGUAGUAUUAUUUUAUAAAAAGAAAACACCAAAAGAACAAGUUAAAAAGACAAAAUUUGAUGCCGAUUUGAUUGAAGAAAGUAUAUCUAAUACAAAAACUACUGAAUUACAAUUACAAGAUAUUAUAAGUGAUUUCCUUCAUCAGACUACGUUGUCAUUAGUUCCUGAAAUCGGAUUAAAUGAAGCAGUAAAAAAAUUUGUUGAUAAUGAUGAUAAAAAUACUAUACAAACAUUUAUAAAUAAUGAAACAAAAACAAGUGUAAAUAAAUUAAAAAAGAUUGAAAUUGAUGAUAAUGAAUUUUAUGGAAAUGAUGAUGAGAAAACACAAAAAACUGCAUUUAAACAAUUAUUAGCUGAGUUAAAAGGUGAUCCAAGUUUGAUGGAAAUUAAUAUAGAAGAACCAAUAAAAGAAAAACCAGCUCCAAAGAGGAAAUCUAAAAAAUCUAAAGAAAUUUUGUCUGAUGAUUCAGAUGUUGAAAUUUUAGAAGUUAAUGAUAAUGAUGUUGAUAUACUCACUGAUGAAGAUGAGUAUAAAUCAAAGAAAAAAGCUACUAGAGGUAGAGGAAGGGGAAGAGGUAGAGGUAGAGGUAAAAAAUAA